AGUUGUAACGAUCGGUUCAGGCCAAUUUGAACAUAAAGCUCAACCUAACCUUAUUGACUUUGACACAUUGGUCAAAGUAGUGCUCGUCCAUACAGUGCAUAUAAACAUUUGUGUUUUAAAUUUCCAUCCUUCACUCUUUAACAAUGAGUAAUAAUGUGGAGUCAAUCGCGAAACUACCCCGUGUUUCAAUCACGAGCUCGAAUGCCGAACGAGCCAAGGAAAUCGUUACAAAAAUGGGAGCAAAGCAUUUAUCACAAAUGGCAGAGUCCGGCCUGUACUCAUUAGAUAUUGACAAUAAGUAUUAUAGUGCUCAACUGUUGUUAUGUACAAAUGAAAAUUUACCAUCCGAUCCAUCUAAGUUUGAGGCUCUAAUUUUUCACUGUGAUUUAAAUACGGAAAACUGUUUAAAGCAAUUUGAUGAGCAGGUCAUGCCAAUAAUAUCUAAUACAGAUGCUGAAAUAUUGUUGUUAGUGUGUGAUUCUAUUUCCAACAGUAGUGUGAGAGAAAAAACUGUAGAAUGGUGUGUAACAAAGAAGUUUGAACUUAUUGAAUUGGAACAACAAGCUGAUGUUAUGGAUUUUGAAGAUGAUCACAGUAAAUAUGGUAUUGACAGAAUAGUUGAAGUAUUAGAAGCUCAUGUAUGGCCAAAUGCCAGCUUCAAAUCAGCAGAAACUAAAAAGCACACACAAAAUGCACAAAAAGAAGUUGCGGAGGUGGGCGAACAAUUGGAAAACAUUGACUUGAGUAGUCCUCAAGAAGUUGUGGAUCAAUUGGAAUUCAAAGAUGUAUUAGAGAAUAUAAUGGAUACUAAUGAAGUGGACUUUGGCGCACUAUUUGGCCAAUUACAAGUGAUGAAAGAACAUGCACAACUUUUACCACACAUGCAAAGGAGAGUUGCUGCUGAACAAUUGGUAACAGCAUUUUGGAAAGCAAUUGGAGAAGAUCCCUCAGAAAUUGAGAGUGAUGACGAACCGUGAUUUACUUAUGUCAUCAAAACAAUAAGCUGAUGAAUUGUAAUUAAUUUUAUUGUAAUUAUACACAAAUUUUUGGAGAUGACAAAGUCAGCAAAAAUAAAAUUAUCAAUACAGUUUUUUUUGACUGACUUUGCAAUCUUCUUAAGUAAAUUGUUAAUAAUAA
Messenger RNA from Trichogramma pretiosum, 1137 nucleotides. RefSeq names its product alpha- and gamma-adaptin-binding protein p34-like. Lineage: Eukaryota; Metazoa; Arthropoda; Insecta; Hymenoptera; Trichogrammatidae. The transcript has 5 exons. The record is from RefSeq and is a predicted model, not a curated record. The coding region runs from base 144 to 977 and encodes 277 amino acids.